Messenger RNA from Ictalurus punctatus (channel catfish), 2259 nucleotides. It is a transcript of the gene serbp1a, whose product is annotated as SERPINE1 mRNA binding protein 1a. Gene Ontology annotation, molecular function: mRNA 3'-UTR binding. The coding region runs from base 108 to 1295 and encodes 395 amino acids. Gene Ontology annotation, cellular component: cytoplasm; nucleus. The transcript is spliced from 8 exons. Lineage: Eukaryota; Metazoa; Chordata; Actinopteri; Siluriformes; Ictaluridae. The record is from RefSeq and is a predicted model, not a curated record.
GGAAGAGAAGCGAAGGUCCUUUCCAGCCAUCUUGUGGCAUCUAGCAGCGAGAAGUUCGCACCAAGCCUCGUAGAAUCGGAGGAGAAUCCUGCUGAAGGGGCGCCAUCAUGCCCGGACAUCUGCAAGAAGGUUUCGGCUGUGUCGUAACCAAUCGGUUCGACCAGCUAUUUGAUGAUGAAGAGGAUCCGUUCGAGGUGUUAAAGCAGGCCGAGACCAAGAAGAAGGACGCGGCCGUUCCGGGGGCCGCUAAGACCGCGGCGCAGGCUGCCAAACAGCCCAAGAAGGAGUCGCAGAAGGAAAGAAAAGUCACCGCUCCCGAGAAGAAGGAAGAGACCACGACGCCUGUUCCUCUCAAGAAGGAAGGCAUGAGGAGGAUGGGCCGGCGGCCGGAGCAGCAGGCUCAGCAAGGCUCGCAGCAGGGGGGUCAGGGCGAGGGUCGCCCCCAGGCAGAACGACGCACCGAGAGAAGGCCUCCACGCGAGCGCCGAUCAGAUAAACCCGCCGAGGACAAGCCAGCCGAGGGUGCAGAGUUCUCUGUGGACAAGUCUGUUGGCGAGCGGCCGUUCCGAGGCCGCGGUGGUGGCAGAGGAGCCCGCGGAGGUAGGGGCAGAGGCAUGGGCCGCAGCGACGGAUUUGACUCGCGUGGCAAACGUGACUUCGACAGGCACAGUGGCAGCGACCGAUCCAGCCUUAAACCAGAAGAAAAGCGAGGUGGAGGAGGACCUCAUAACUGGGGCACUGUCAAGGAUGAACUGAGCGAGCUAGACCAGUCGAACGUCACAGAGGAGUCCCCCGAGGGAGAGGAGCACCCGCCCGCCGAUUCUGAGAACAAGGAGAACGAGGUCGAGGAGGUGAAAGAGGAAGGGCCUAAGGAGAUGACAUUGGAUGAAUGGAAAGCCCAGCAGGACAAAGAGAGAGCUAAGGUUGAGUUCAACCUUCGCAAGGCCAACGAGGGAGCUGACUGGAACAAAGGAUACCUGCUGCACAAGUCCAAGACCAAGGAUGUAAGUGCUGUGGCUGAACGGCACCUGUCCGACUCAUCCUCCUUGGCUCAGUUAGACGACGCCUCUAGCGAUCACCACUUCCGCAAGCCCGCCAACGACAUCACGUCCCAGCUGGAGAUUAACUUUGGGGACCUGGGCCGCCCUGGACGUGGCCGUGGAGGACCCCGCGGAGGAAGAGGAGCCCGUGGGGGCGGACCUACCAGACCGCCUCGCGAGCGCAGGCCUGAUAAGGCGGCCGGAGGAUCUGCCCCCGACGUGGACGACCCGGAGGCUUUUCCAGCUCUGGCUUAAGCGUCCUGAUUGGUAGCUUUGAUCAGCCUGCCACUGAGCCCUGCUUCCCCGGGCCCUUCGCUACGAGGCUUGCAUGCUAAUGGAUCCUUCAGCAGAUGAUAUGAUGGAAGACUGUCAUCCAUCCCACUCACCUCUCGUGGACUGAAUUUUACUUGUUUUAGAAAAAAAUGAGAAAAUUGUACAAAAAAAAUUGAAAGGACUUCUUGCUACUUGGAAGCAAAUUAUCGGUAGAGGUUUUGUAUUCAGAAAUAAAGUAGCAGGGAUGUUUUCAUACAGUGUUGGCUUUUUUUUUUUUCCAGACAUUAUGCAUUCUCCAUGAAUACAUUUUUUUUGUACUGCUGUACUUCUAAUGUAUGUGUGAAGAGUGUGUUAGGUUGUGGUGCCAUUUGGCUUGCUUUCUAUUUAAGCCUUAGAUGCACUGCUAGGAAUCACGCGACUGUUGUAGAGAGAGAUUUUGGUUAAAGAUUUUAUCUUUAGCAGCUUCUGCUCUGAAAUCCUCAGUGAAAGUAAUAUUUGAUUUGUUGCUCAAGGCCAAAAUAAUCGAUUUGUCUACCUUCAGCAUCGCAAAUGAUAAUCUGAGAUGUUUCUUUUUUUUCCUUUUCCACCGGGUUUGACUGAUUUGGCCAUUGUGAGAUUCAGUAUGUUGUAUUUGAGUUUCAGUAGCUUUGCUCUGAGGAUGAUCUUCACUCAUCACAGCCUUUAUUAGUUUUUCAGGUCGAGUUUACAUCGCGCAAUCUUUACCCGAACCAGUAGGAGAAAUCCGUUCUGAAUAUUCAAAAAAAAAAAAAGUUUGGUUUCGAUUUCAUCUUUAGGUUUUCCUUCUGCCCCAUUUGCUUUUUACAGCAGCACUACUGCAUAUUUGUUCUGAAAGAAAUACCAGCUGUUCAGUGUGCUAUGAAACUGUGUGAAUUCUAACCCUGCUAUUAUUCAGACCUCUGUCCAUAAUUAAAAGACGGUCUAUUCA